Messenger RNA from Clupea harengus (Atlantic herring), 4643 nucleotides. RefSeq names its product solute carrier family 6 member 2 (gene slc6a2). NCBI's taxonomy places the organism in Eukaryota, Metazoa, Chordata, Actinopteri, Clupeiformes, Clupeidae. Gene Ontology annotation, cellular component: axon; plasma membrane; neuronal cell body membrane. Gene Ontology annotation, molecular function: norepinephrine:sodium symporter activity; dopamine:sodium symporter activity. Gene Ontology annotation, biological process: sodium ion transmembrane transport; dopamine uptake involved in synaptic transmission; amino acid transport. The record is from RefSeq and is a predicted model, not a curated record.
CUCCUACUCAUUCUAACGACAACUCGCGAAUGGCAUUCUCAUGUUGCCGUGUCUGCAACACAUCUAGUAUGCUUAUGUUAAUACUCGGCUUUGUCAAUGUUAAUCUUUAGUUUUAGUAGAAUCGGUCAGUUUGAACGUCAUGUUCAGCAGAGCUGUAACAACGCACCGGGGCGACAGUCGUGAAAAGUUGCAACGGACAGACGCGCUCAGCUGCUUCAGAAGUUGUUGGCAUUGGCUGAUGAAAGCGGCGGACACCACUCCAGUUUACGAAGAAAAUGAACUGCUUAAGAGGAGACUGUGAUUCUUAAUCAUUAGCAUCAUAUUCAUCAGGGCGAGCAGCGGCGGCACCCGCAUCAACUUCGCUUCUUCCUCGUGGCUGUGAAAGCACGAGGCCGCCGGGCUUCAAGUUGCCAAGAAGAUGAACCUCCAAGUUAUGCCUGAGCACAAGCUCUCAUCUGUUGCCCCCUUGAAACCUUACAAUGUGGAAAAGAAAGAAGUUGAACUCAUUCUGGUGAAGGAACAGAAUGGGGUCCAGUACACCAACUCCUCCAUCAUCGAAACCCCAAGCCCAGGUGGCUGUCCAUCUGCGGUGGCCCCUACUGAUGAGGAAAGAGAAACAUGGGGAAAGAAAUUAGACUUUCUCUUGUCGGUCAUUGGCUUUGCUGUGGACUUGGCCAACGUUUGGAGAUUUCCCUAUUUGUGCUACAAAAACGGCGGAGGUGCCUUUUUGAUCCCAUAUACUCUUUUCCUGUUUAUUGCCGGGAUGCCUCUCUUUUACAUGGAGCUGGCUCUAGGACAGUACAACAGACAAGGCGCAGCUACAGUGUGGAAGAUAUGCCCAGCGUUCAAAGGUGUUGGCUACACGGUCAUCAUCAUUGCCUUGUACGUGGGCUUCUACUACAAUGUCAUCAUAGCCUGGUCCCUAUACUACCUGUUCGCCUCCUGCACCAGUCAACUACCUUGGCUCCACUGCAAUAACAAGUGGAACAGUGAAAACUGCACAAUCCCAACGCUCAUCAACGGUUCUGUCCUGGGAAACGGGACCAGUUAUUCUAAAUACAAGCUCACGCCAGCAGCUGAGUUCUACGAGCGUGGUGUCCUUCACAGUUAUCAGAGCAGAGGAAUCCAUGACCUGGGGACUCCACGCUGGGAGCUCGUCCUGUGCCUGGUGGUGGUGGUCUUCAUCCUCUACUUCAGCCUGUGGAAGGGGGUCAAGUCCUCAGGAAAGGUGGUGUAUGUCACAGCCACUAUGCCCUACAUGGUGCUGUUUGUGCUGCUGAUUCGAGGCAUCACUCUACCAGGGGCUAUGAAUGGCAUAAGAGACUACCUCUCCAUUGACCUUAAGAUGCUGAACAAGCCAUCGGUCUGGAUUGAUGCUGCAACUCAGAUAUUCUACUCCCUGGGGGCAGGAUUUGGAGUUCUCAUCGCAUAUGCCAGUUAUAAUAAAUUUGACAACAACUGCUACAGGGAUGCCAUCCUGACCAGUACGGUGAACUGCGUCACCAGCUUUUUCUCAGGGUUUGCCAUCUUCUCUGUGUUGGGUUACAUGGCACAGAAACAUGGCGUGAAGAUCAAAGAUGUGGCCACUGAAGGGCCAGGACUGGUGUUCAUUAUCUACCCAGAGGCCAUCUCCACUCUCCCGUUGUCUACACUGUGGGCCAUCAUAUUCUUCAUUAUGCUUUUGACCCUUGGCAUUGACAGUUCAAUGGGAGGCAUGGAGGCCGUUAUCACUGGCCUUUCAGAUGACUUUCAAAUACUUAAGAGGAACCGCAAGGCAUUCACUUUUGCCACAGCAUUUGGAACAUUCCUGGUUGCCCUACUCUGUAUCACCAAUGGAGGGAUCUACGUGUUGACCUUGCUGGACAACUACGCUGCUGGGACCUCCAUUCUGUUUGCAGUACUGAUCGAGGCCAUCGGCGUCUCAUGGUUUUACGGCGUGGACAGAUUCAGUGAGGAUAUCGAGCGCAUGAUGGGCUUCAAGCCAGGUCUUUACUGGAGGCUCUGUUGGAAGUUUGUCAGCCCAGCCUUUCUCCUGUUUGUGGUCAUCGCAAGUAUCGUCACCUCUACUGGCUUAAAAUACGAUGACUACACAUUUCCUGCAUGGUCUAACGUGGUUGGCUGGAGUAUAGCUUUGUCAUCCAUGCUUUUUGUACCUAUCUAUGCCAUUUAUAAGUUCAUCAGUGUUCCAGGUACCUUCAAAGAGAGGAUAGCCUACUGUAUUACCCCGGAGCACGAACAUCACCUGGUGAGAGAAGGGAAUGUCAGGCAGUUUAAGCUCAAACACUGGCUGGCCAUUUGAUGGAAGCCCCCCCCCCACCCCCUCCUUGUUGUCCAAAGCGAAAUGGAAGUAUGUCGCUAGAGAAGGUGUUGCACCCUGCAGAGGGGUCUGCUGUUGGUUGGCGAGAAGGGAGAAGCCUUCCGUGGGGAGGUGGACAGGGUGAAGCACCGGCUUCUUUGUGUUCUGAACAAUGCACCGUCCGCACCGCUCCAUUACUGUUAAAUGGGUAUCGCUACUUUUCAGUGGACAAAAAAAACAUACUGUCUGUGUUCUUGCUCCCCCCCCCCCCACCCCCAAAGAUGAAAUCAAACCAAAUAAUUCUCAUAAACUAAACAUGCUGGAAAUCUACCGGUAUUUUAUUCACAAAACAAAUUCUUAUCAUUCUGAGUCUAUGUUUAACUUUUUUUGUCAGUGUUAUUGCUAUAUGUUUGCCGAAUGUUUAGAAAACCCACAACAAUAUCAGAAAUGCUAAACAGUCCUCAACUCUUUGUGUGGCAAAGGAAAGCAUUUCAGGCUGUAGUUGUAGUUUUCUUGGGAAACCCUUUGAAGAGAGGCUUUAGACCUCCAGCUCAUUGUGACUGUGUAAAGACAACCACAAGCUUCGGUCUCCCUUCCGAAACCUAAUGUUGGAUUGCAACCAAUGAUUUACUUGCUUGCAGAGCUUGUCUUUUGUCAGAACAUUGUCAUUUCCACCCCAAAUAACAUUUCUGGCAGAGUACUUUUGUAUGAAACACUGGCUAAUCUCUGGUUAACAUGUUUUAUAUUGAACCAACAGUUUAAGGGUAGUGAUGGAAUAAGUUCACCCAUUGUUUGAGGGACGUCUUGUCUAUGGAGAUGUAAAAUAAAGAAGGAGAAAGGGUAGGAGGCCAUUGCUAGGGAAACUCCAUGACAACAUUCAUCAAGCUCUAUUGUGUCAGUGCCUUAUCAAGCUAGACACUUCAAAUACUACAUUCACUACUGCUUAUCUCUCGGUUUGUGACAAACAUCCACCUGUACUUCUGCCUUGAAAAGCAUGUUAUAUGGGCAGUAUGUGACAUUUUGUUCUCUAAGAUUACAACUCUGCAUAUAGUUCAGCUUGGCCAUUUUGAUUUUGUGUACAAGGAGUAUCAUUUAUCUCACAGAAAAGGGAACAGACCAUGUUGACACUACUUACUAAAGGUCCUUCCAAAGAUAUACUUUACUUUACUCAGAUCUUUAAGGAGGUCUAGACUCUGCCACUCUUAUAAAGAGUUUUGUUUUCUUAUUGUUUAUCAUCAUCCAAUGAUGGAUUAUGACUUUUGUCAGUUUUGCUUCUCUAGAGAAGUAUGUGUUAUUAAUUCAAAUACUUUGAAUUUGUACUGUUUUAGAAUUAGAGGCCUGUUCUUGAGUUUAUGUAGUGACAAUGAGGGUAAUUUGAGACAACAGGUCUAGAAUCUAGAAAGCAGCUCCCAUCAAAAGUGCUUGUUUAAUUUAGUAUAUUUGUGGACAGCCUGCCAUUGGGAGGCAAUGGUGGGAUAUAGAUGAUUUGCAUCAGUUUGAUUCUGUUUUACAUAGCAAAUGGAGGGGCCACGAUUUGUUUUCUAAAGAAACUCUGAACAUUGGUUUACAAGUAAUAAUGUUAAAGACUACAAAAUAAAUUUAAUUAUUUGACAUUGUAAGAUCAUCAACCCACAUCAAGGGUUGCCACUCCACUGUAGUCCACUUAUUACAGAAAAUGAUUUUCCUCUAUGGUGUGCGGGUGUUUGUGCGUGAGUGUGUGCGUGUGCUAUUGCUAUAUGUAUUGUAUGUGUGUAACACAAUUGCAAAUCUUUCACAAAAUGACAGUCAUAACCACUGUUUUGUCAUGUGUAUGAUUGUGUUGUUCAGCAGAAAACGUGAUACUUCGCAUAAUUUCCCCUGAUUUUUUCAUUUUAUGAUAAAAUCUUUAAAGUAUCCAAAUGUAUAACCUUUAAUGUCAUUGUUUUUAUAUUAUUGUAAUUUUUUGUUGUUGUUUAUUAGAGUGAAAUUAUGAAAUCUAAACAUCACUUUGUAAACAGUGCAUAGUAGGAAAUAAGCCACACAUUAAAUUUUAAGAUAUUUGUGUGUUAAAUAAAGUAUAUAUACAUAUUCUUUUGUUAUAUAUCUAAUCUUGUAUUUAUCAAAUUGUUUAUAAGGAGACGUGAGUGUAAAGUAUUUUAAACGUUAGUGUCAACUGUUAAAUCAUGGUGUUCGAUGUAAGACAAAUUACAGUAUUCAGAAAUGUAUUCUUCAGUGUAACCCAGGAUCACUUUCACUGCAGGAAUGUAGCGGAGUCUGGCCUGGCAUUACUGAACUCCGAUUGUGUACACACUACAAUGUCCUGUUAAACAUGCAAAACAACUAUCUAUUAAAGACAAAUCCAAUUAUU